AUCAUUUGCCGCCCGGUUGCCACGUCCCAUACCGUCAAAAGCAAAGCCGGGUUGGGCGGAAUGUGUUCAGUCGCGAAACCCCAGCAAAACUUCCUCGGUUUUGGUUUCAUCUCGGCAAUACCACCAGGCUCAGCACAUCAAGUUCGCUCACCGAGAUCGGUAUUCUGUCCGUUCUUCACGUCGAGGCUCGAAGAUAUGAGGAUAUGAAGGGCUGCCUGUCAUCAAAGGAUUAGAAGACACUGCAAAGCACCAUCAAAGGCUUGACGAACCUGAGAGACGCGCUCACUGUGUCAACUGGGAUCGAGCUUCAUCAGACACCCCGCCGAUCUCCUUGUUAUCAACCUCACCCUACUCACCGCCUUAGCUACUGUAACUAGCACCAUGGGCGCGAAAUCUGUUCCAGUGGAAGCAAUCGAUGCUUCCAAUUCAAAUCCGACGCGACAACAACGAGCAGUGUACAGCUGGCACGAAGCGCGCAAUAGCGACGCCGCUGAUGACAUCUUCUCGACUGAAUGGUUCAAGCGCACCAAAUCAUUUUUGGAGAAGCAUUCCAAUCCAGACUCGCCAGAUGUAAAGCUUGAGGAUCUCAAAAAAGUAGAGGACCUGGAAUUUUCCGCGUUCUUCAUCCAGCAUCCUAUUCCGGCGUUUGCCUUAUGGCAAUUCCUUCAGGCUUGCUACUCCCUGGACCGUGUCGUUUGCAUCAAUCCACUCUCAUACGAGGAUAUCAGACGUGCGGAUGAGACUAAAGUCCAAGGAUGGGAGAAAUUGCUUCCGUUUCAGUACUUGAACGCUUCUUCUUCAAAGGAUGGGAGGAUUCGAAAGAAAUGGAUUGAGUCGAUGGGGCAGCUCAAAAAGGAGAUAGAAAGUAACGCGCUGGAAGGCGAGAGGCUUGUAUCUCGGUUAUAUGAUAUGUAUACGGGCAUCGAUAGACUGCAGUCUUCGCUGUCUGGGUUGCGACUUGGCUUCGGCGAGAGCCAGAAAGAUUUGAAAUUCAAGCGAGAGAUGCUGGACAAAGCUGCGAAUGUUGUCGAGGAAAGGUUGAAGAUAACGUCAACGGUUCUGAAAUUGGAGGGAAACCAGCCGGCCACGCCACGGGCAGAUUGGGGCGCUGAAGAGAAACAUACUCAUACGGAGCAAAACCUCCAGCUCACAGAAGUAUCAAGAUGCCGAAAUGAAACCAACCCUCCUCCUAGUCAAGCUAUGCGGUUACGGAAAUCGAACAGACGUCUAAAGCAGCCACGGGCUGUUAGCCCCAAGAAAGUUGACCCUACAACGAAUCCGUUGCAAGGACAAGGAUCGGUAACGAGAAACCCAAUGCCAUUGAAAGUGAAAUAUCUCAUAACCUCUCUCCUCGCGAUUCUGGCUCUAUUGCUUGUUCUCUCCUUUAUAUAUCAUUAAGAUACUAGUUUCCAAGAAGAGAAUUCUUGCCUAGGUUUAUUCAAAUACGUUUACUUUAUUGUGUUUCUUUAUACCCGGUAAUAUGUACUGUGUCGAUACGAAAGGUUUGACUACGUCCUAACUUUAUAUAUAUUUCGUUGGCGUUUUGGGAUUCUGGGAUUGUAAUUUGGGAUAAUAAUUGAACAACACACACAUUUGGAG
Messenger RNA from Hyaloscypha bicolor E, 1599 nucleotides. RefSeq lists its product as uncharacterized. The record is from RefSeq and is a predicted model, not a curated record. The coding region runs from base 382 to 1398 and encodes 338 amino acids. NCBI's taxonomy places the organism in Eukaryota, Fungi, Ascomycota, Leotiomycetes, Helotiales, Hyaloscyphaceae. The transcript has 3 exons.